This is a messenger RNA of Adineta steineri, 1707 nucleotides long. NCBI's taxonomy places the organism in Eukaryota, Metazoa, Rotifera, Eurotatoria, Adinetida, Adinetidae. The record is from the annotation of a GenBank genome assembly.
AUGUCGAGUAUUACAAUCAUUUGUAUUCAAUUAAUCAUUCUGAUCAGCAAAAUUAGUUUUAUUCAUCAAGCAAUUGCUGUUAAUCAGUGUGAUUUUUCAAGUUCGAUAUAUUUACAAGCGGCUACAUAUACUCAUUCAUUAGUUUUACGUGUACAACCAUUACAUUUAUUAGAUCAAGAUUACAAUAUUAACAAUACUAUUAUUCGAAAAGUUCUCGUACGUGAAGUUAUUAAAAUUCCUACAAAUAAUAAUCAUCAUCAUCAUAUUAAAAUGAAUGACAUUAUAAUAAUACGAAUAAAUGAUAAUGAUGAUGAGUUUCUUGAUAAUUCAUGUUGGCAUCUCCUACGAAUAUCAACUGUUGAUGUUAUUCUUUUUCUUAAUGAAACUAAUACCAAUGAAUUCGAUUUACAUUAUCCACCAGUUGAAUCAACACUUCGUGUAAGAGAAAAUAUUGAUGCAGUUCUCAAUCAUGAGACAUAUCCACCACAAGUCCUAAUAAAAACUCGCAUAGAUAAAGCAAUUCUAUCAAAAGAUUAUUCUCUACAGUGUAAUUCUCGCGGUAAUCCAUUACCUCGUCUAUUAUGGAGUAAAAAACUCGAUAUAAAUGAAACAUUUGAAUAUUAUCCAUUAUCGAAACAAUGUCAAACUUCAUGUCGAAUUUAUUCUGUACAACAUAAAUAUCAAUCAACUCUAUUUUUUCAAUCAUUAACACUUGAUGAUAUUGGAACUUAUGUGUGUCACGCAGAAAAUCCAAUGAAUCGUACAACAACUAGUGUUUAUUUAGAUAUUGAUCAUCAUAACCAAUUAAAUAGAAAUCUAACAUGUUCUAGUUUAAAAGAUUGCCACGAUCGGGGUCAAUGUAUUAUUGUUAAAAAUCAAUUGAAAUGUUUAUGUGACAAACAAUAUUUUGGUGAACAAUGUGAAACGAAUUAUGAUGAUCUUAUAAAAAAUCAAGAUUCUGCUAUACUUUUAUUUAAAUCUCGUUUUUUGGCUGGUUUUAUUCUUGCUCUUAUUGGCUUUUUCUUAUUAUCAAUUGCAUUACUUUCGUGGUUUCUUGCAAAAAAUAAUGAACAAAAACGAAAAAAAUUACCAGAUAAAAUAUCAGUUGAAAAACCACUUAUAACACCACCGAUUACAGAAAAAAUUUCUUCAACUGAAACUAAUGGUACCAUUCCAGCGCCUUCUUCAAUUGACCAAAAACAUAAACAGUCACCUCCUCCUCCUCCUCCGGCACCAGUGACGGCUACUCAUAUUAGUCAUUCACCUAUGAUAGAUAGAAAAUCAAUAACACCUCCUCUUAUACAACGACCAUUUAUUCAUAAAACAGUAACGAGAGAAUCAUCAACUGGGACCGAAGAUGAUGAUGAAGAUAAUUUAACUAAUUAUCUUCGUCAUUAUCAAACAUUACCACCUGUACCAACUACAAUUGAUGAAGAAUAUGAAGAACGUUUUUCAUUUAAAAUGAAUAAAUCCGAAGAACUUGGUCUUGGAUCGUUAAUGAAUGGAACAAAUGAUAUUAAUAAUCGUGUCAUUUCACAAGGUCAUGUAGAAUUAUAUCAACCUGAUAAUCAAACAGGUUUAAUUAAACCAUUAAAUAUAGGAAAAGAUCAACCACAACGUUAUACAAAAUAUGUUUCAUCUUAUAGUAAAUUUGUUUUACCUCGGCCGGUCAAAUCAUCAUCAUUAUCAGAAUAUCAACAACGAUAA